Molecule: messenger RNA, 3336 nt
Organism: Physcomitrium patens
Lineage: Eukaryota; Viridiplantae; Streptophyta; Bryopsida; Funariales; Funariaceae
Source: RefSeq, a predicted model, not a curated record
ACGAAAAAUCUCUUUCUAGGGUUUAGCUUCACGAAUCUGCUCCGCAUCAACAAUUCAUUUCGGAAGUUGGAUCGAUUUCUCUCGCAGAGUUGAUUUCAGUAGUGAUUUCUAGUUUUACGGUUUGUGAUUUCUGGACAUUGUGAAGGUUCAGGAAUCAGGGUUUAAGCCUAAUUUAGGGUUUUAGGGUUGUCAGUGCAAGUGCACUCGUUUCGUGAGCUGUGUGUGGUGAUAGCUCCAUUGUUUUUCGAUCCACAGAGGAUAUUGUAGAAGAAUUCUUACUCUGGAUUAGAUUACGGGAAUGUGUUGUUGGAACGCCAGAUUGUUUGCAAUUUCAUUGACCAUGGUAGUGGACAUGGCUUGUUGCGUCUUGUUCAGGUGCGUGUGAGCUUAUCAUGGUAGCGAGUAACAAGCGAAUGUGCUGAAAUGGGGAUUCUUCACUUAGCCAAUGAGCUACGGUUGCUACGUUGCACGUUUACAGUGUCCAAUGGAUCGUUGGAACAGCAGGAAGUUGAAGCUCACAGCGAUGAGAAUGGAGUGAACUGGGCUGCUUGUUUGCAACAUUUAGUGGAAAAUAUCGAAGCUGGGGAGUACUUCCAAGCCCUUGCGUCGCGGGGAGUAGAAGCGUUGCUCUGGCCUGGUUCUGCAGGCGCCUUCAAGCAGGGUGGCAGUGAAACUGAAAACAGAGCGUGGUUCAAUUCGCAGAAAAUCAGAAUAAAAGAAUUUGUUAGCAAUCAGGUUAAGUCAAGUGAGGUGACCGAAGAUGACGAGGAGAUCCAAGAUUUGAUUUUGUUAGGUGCUGGUGUGGCCUCUCUCCUGGCCUUCGUGCAGUCAAAUUUGACCGGACCUCAAGUGGGAGGAUCGGCCAUUUCGGCAAAUACUGAUGAUGCAGUCGAUGAUGUUGAUGAUUGGGCUCGCCAGCAGUUGAUGAUAGAUGGUUGUGACCUUUUGGGGAAAUUAUAUGUUCCAGAGUAUCUCAUUUUGUCUAAAUAUUUACUGGUUGAUAUUAAGACAAAGUCAGCUGGGUUUGCCACUAGAUCUUGGUGGGCUUUAAGAAAUUCGAUAACGCAACAGCGCUGUCUGGCUGAGCGGUCACCUUCAUUGCAAUCUCUACUUCGUGAUUUGUCCAGUACAGUAUUGUCUACUUUUGGCACUACUGAAGUUGUGCAAGGUCAAGAGUGGGGUCACCUUCUACUUCCUGGUGAGGCUAGAAUCCUUGCAGCAGCGGCUCAACUCGAGUCAGGUUUCGUAGAACACGAAUUUGGUCAUGACAACAAAGCUCGAGUAUGCUUUGAGCGUGCAGUGCAAACUUGUGGACUGGAGCUUUCUGUCGUUGGUGCUCUAGGUUUUCGUACUGUUCAUCAGAUUGAUGCAAAGGCUCAAAUGGUCUUGCGUGCAGAUUCUAGUUCCACAGUGGGAGCCGAACUAGAUACCUGGAGACGAAUGUCUGCUUUAGAUACUAAAGCAAAAGAUAAGGGCAGUGAGAUUCUGUUAGCUCCAAAGCUUGUGGAAGAGGAAGUACACAAUGACGUUGUUUUGAACAAAGAAUCCAGUGAAGGAGGCUUGAAAGUGCUCAGUACCAUUGAACAGGCUGUCAUUCUUGCCAAGUGUGUUGAUGUGCAGAGAAGUAAUCCAGACGAUGAACUUCGCACAUGGCAGAUGGCGCCAUAUAUUGAGGCAGUGUAUGUUCAAAAACAAUCAGACCCUAUGGUGAGAGCUCUCUGUGAGUUGCUGCGAGUUAGAUGGGAACGCCUUCGUUCUCGAACAAAGGAGCGUGCAUAUGCAAUGAUGGAGGAGCUGGCGGAGGAAAUAAGAAGGGGUACUACAAAAACAAAUGUCAGAAUGUGCCAUGUUUUCUCUGUGGCCUUCCCAAUGAUGCCAUCCUUUUUGAAUCUCUUAGGGAAGAAAGCAGCUGCUGCUGAUUUGAUUAACCGACGGCUAAGAUCGCAUCCAAACGAUCCCCGCCUUUGGUGUUCUUUGGGGGAUGUCACUCUUUCUGAUGACUGCUACAGAAAAGCCUGGGAAGUGUCCAAUCAGCACUAUGCGCGGGCUCAGCGAUCCCUUGGACGUACUUCUUAUUCAAGAAAAGAGUAUGCAAAGUCUAUGGAACACUGGAAAUUGGCUCUAAAAUUGAAUCCUCUCCAUCCAGACGGUUGGUUUGCUCUUGGGUCUGCUGCUGUGCAAGCAAAUGAUGUGGAUACAGCGAUCAACGCCUUCACUCGGUCUGUACAGCUAGAUCCAGAGAAUGGAGAGUCAUGGAACAAUUUAGCUGCCCUGAAUAUGGUCAGGAGAAGAAGUAAAGAGGCAUUUAGUGCAUUUAAAGAGGCCCUUAAGUACAAACGAAAUAGCUGGCAGAUGUGGGAAAAUUUUGCCCAAGUUUCUGUGGACAUUUCAAAUUUUAGCCAGGCAUUAGAAGCACUAAACAAAGUUUUGGAGCUAUCUGAAGGGAAACGUAUGGACCUGGUUACGUUAACAAAAAUAGUGGAAGAAGUAGAGAGAUUGAAGACUGUAGCAGCCUCAGCCAAUUCUACCGAUUCGAAUUUACAUGAUCAUGGUGAUGCUUCUGUAUCAGACCAAGGAAGGGUUGUAGAUAUUGAAGUAAGUCAGAGUGAGAUCCAUCCACCAAAGAAUGAUGAAGCACCAGAACAGAUUAUGUUCAACAGAGAGAUGGUUAAACUGUUUGAGAAGACGGGCAAGCUCCUGAAUCAGGUUGUUCAAUCUAAAAUUAGCGGAGGUGAGAUCUGGGGUCUGAAAGCGAGGUGGCAUCGUGCUAACGGAGACCUAAUGAUGUGCACGGAAGCAGCUCUGAAGCAAGUCCGAGCCCUUCAGGGCACUAGCUGGCAGAACAAUCAGGAGAAAUUUGAGAGCUAUGCUACAGCAUCUCUUCAACUUUGUCAGGCAUACAUUGAAACUUUCCAAGAAAAUGGCGGUGCGAAGGAUCUCUCAGCUGCAAUCAUGCAUCUACGUACUACACUCAAACAGGGUCAGCAAUUUUCAGUAACUGAUCAAUACAAGAAAAUGGAGGCUUGUAAACAAGAAGCUGAAAAAAUGAGGGAAACUUUUCUGGCUAAGCAGCAGGCGACAUAACUCGUUGAAACUUAGAGCAUUUUGAACUCGCUGUUGUUGGGUGUACUAAACAUCAAUUGACAUGGGCUUAAUUUAGUUCACUGGGUUACACCUUCGGCUUCAGAAUGUGUCAAACUGAUGGGAUAUGUCGGACUUGAGAAUUUCAAUUUUCAUAUCAAAUUGUGGACUGAUAAAAUAUUGUUGCGAUGUUGCUGUAGCAAUGGACCAUAGUGUUUGAUAAAUUUGGUCUUUUGAUCCACACUGUUCAAAUUU